Molecule: messenger RNA, 1527 nt
Organism: Aspergillus pseudonomiae
Lineage: Eukaryota; Fungi; Ascomycota; Eurotiomycetes; Eurotiales; Aspergillaceae
Product: major facilitator superfamily domain-containing protein
Exons: 6
Coding region: 1-1527 (508 amino acids)
Biological process (GO): transmembrane transport; dipeptide transport; tripeptide transport
Cellular component (GO): plasma membrane
Molecular function (GO): dipeptide transmembrane transporter activity; allantoate transmembrane transporter activity
Source: RefSeq, a predicted model, not a curated record
AUGCACAUCGAAGAAGCUACCCAUCAGAGUCCUCUAUAUGAUGAUAUCGAAGAGGCAAAGGCGAAGGCAAGCUCGAUUUACGAGGAAAAUGCCGUCGGGUACAAAGAAUACCGCGAGGGGUUACAUAUAGAGAUAACAGCAAAGGAGAACUCCAAGGUCCGUUGGAAAAUUGACAUGGUCGUGCUGCCAAUCUUUCUGGUGACGCAGGCGUUGCAGUUCAUGGACAAGACGGCCCUGAACUAUGCCAAUCUGUUUGGGUACCAGGAGACUCUUGGGUUGAAGGGUCAACAGUUCAACUACCUUUCUGCAAUGGUGUACGCUGGCUACUUCUUUGGCCAAUAUCCGUGUGGAUGGCUGGUUGGGAGGUAUCCCGCUCAACGCGUUCUCGGAGUAAGCUGCCUCAUGUGGGGCUUGAUGGUCAUUAUUAUGACCCAGUGCCAUACAUUUUCCAGUGCUCUAGGAGUUCGCUUCAUUAUGGGCGUUUUUGAAGCUGCUGUGACGCCUGGUUUAACCCUAAUGACUGGCUUUUGGUAUACUCGACAGGAAAUCCCACUUCGCCAAUGCAUCUGGUAUUCCGCUCUUGGGUUUGGUGGCAUUAUAGGGUCCUACAUAUCCUUUGGGAUUUCCAAGCUUCCAGAGGACUUCAAGCCGGUGCGCUGGGAGUUACUCUUCUACAUCCUUGGAGCGGCCACAUGUCUCUGGGCGUUCGUAAUUUUCUUCAUCUUGCCUGAUUCGCCCUCAAGUGCCUUCUUUUUAACAAGACCCGAGCGCAUCAUUGCGGUCAAGCGAGUUGCCGGCAAUGAAACUGGGAUCAAGAACAAGGCAUUUAACAAGAAACAAGGCAUGGUCGCAUUCUAUGAUCCCAAGGCGAUUAUGCUGUUCAUCUCGGUGUUUGCGGCAGCGAUCCCAAAUGGUGUCGUCAACUCUUUCUCGACCAUUAUCAUUCAAGACAUGGGUUUCACCCAAACUAAAACAACAGAGCUGAAAUCGGUUGGUGAUGCAGUUGUUAUUAUCGCGUUAUUCAUUGGAGGAACGAUCACCUUGAAUGUGCCGAAUUCUCGGUUGUUAACCUCGACAGCUGCUAACAUCCUGUGUACGGUUGCUGCUGCUUGCAUGGCGUACCUCCCUCGAUCAAUGAAGUGGUCACGGUUGGUCUGCUUUUGGCUGGUAAAUGCACAGUCGGUGGGCUUCACCGUAUCUCUAGUCACGAUUUCGUCAAAUAUGGCUGGAUAUACGCAUCGAGCCAUGGCUAAUGCCCUGGUAUUCACUGCCUACUGCUGGGGCAACUUUGCAGGACCCUUCGUGGUGAAGCCAUCUGAAGCGCCUGAAUAUAAGGGGGCCACAAUAGGUCUUCUUGUUGGGUAUGCGAUCAAAGCAUUUUGUCAUCUCUCACUCUUCUUUUAUAUGCUGAUUGUCAAUCGGCGCCGUGACUCCCACUACGGUCCGGCCGACAAGGCUCGCAGUAACGAAGCUGGCAUGCAGGAUCAGACGGAGUUUGAGAAUAAGGAUUUCCGAUAUGUACUGUAG